Magnolia sinica is the source of this 3342-nucleotide messenger RNA. RefSeq names its product aconitate hydratase 1. The transcript has 20 exons. Gene Ontology annotation, biological process: tricarboxylic acid cycle; citrate metabolic process. The record is from RefSeq and is a predicted model, not a curated record. Gene Ontology annotation, molecular function: 4 iron, 4 sulfur cluster binding; aconitate hydratase activity. Lineage: Eukaryota; Viridiplantae; Streptophyta; Magnoliopsida; Magnoliales; Magnoliaceae. Gene Ontology annotation, cellular component: cytosol; mitochondrion. The coding region runs from base 442 to 3144 and encodes 900 amino acids.
AAAUACAAAACGAAUUUAAAAAGCCGAAAGACGGACAAGCCCAUUUCACACCCACCGCAUUUUGUCUCUCUUCCGUAAGCCCGCAUGCGAUCUUCUCAUAAAAGAAAUCCCAAUAAUUCCAAAUAGCAAUAUAUCGCACCAAACAGUACUCUCUAUCUAUAUGGUUGGUACGAGGGAGUGUCAUGCUGCUAAACAGCUCAGCUCUCCACCUUAUAAAAAAACUCUAGCGCCCUCUCUCUCCCUCUCUUCUCCUCCCUUUCUCUGAAACCCCACCUACCCUUCUCUCCUACAAACCCUUAUCGCAUAUCUCUUUCUCCUUCUUCCACUCCUCUCUCUCGCUUCUACUCCUGCUCUUGGUCCCCGGUCAAACGACUCAGACUCCGCACCUUCGUCCGAUCUUCCGCUGCCGUUGUUGAGCGCUUUGAGCGCCGGAUCGCCACCAUGGCUACUCGUAAUUCCUUCGAGAGUAUCUUGAUGCCGUUGUCGAAACCUGGUGGCGGUGAAUUCGGGAAGUACUUCAGCUUGCCUGCUCUCAACGAUCCAAGAAUUGAUAAACUUCCUUAUUCCAUUAAGAUUCUUCUUGAAUCUGCUAUCCGUAACUGUGAUGAGUUCCAAGUUACGGCAAAAGAUGUCGAGAAGAUCAUCGAUUGGGAGAGCACUUCUCCAAAGCAGGUUGAGAUUCCGUUCAAGCCGGCCCGUGUUCUUCUGCAGGAUUUUACUGGUGUUCCCGCUGUGGUCGAUCUUGCGUGCAUGCGUGACGCGAUGAACAAACUUGGGAGCGAUUCAAAUAAGAUUAACCCAUUGGUGCCUGUGGAUCUUGUUAUUGAUCACUCAGUUCAGGUUGAUGUGGCAAGAUCAGAAAAUGCAGUGCAGGCAAACAUGGAGCAUGAGUUCCGUCGCAACCAAGAAAGAUUUGGUUUUCUGAAGUGGGGAUCCAGUGCAUUCCGUAACAUGCUUGUUGUUCCUCCAGGGUCUGGGAUUGUUCACCAGGUGAACCUAGAGUAUCUUGGCCGUGUCGUGUUUAAUACUGGUGGCAUACUUUACCCUGACAGUGUUGUUGGCACUGAUUCGCACACUACUAUGAUAGAUGGGCUGGGCGUUGCUGGCUGGGGAGUUGGUGGCAUAGAAGCAGAAGCUGCAAUGCUCGGCCAGCCAAUGAGUAUGGUUCUGCCUGGAGUCGUUGGGUUCAAAUUAUUAGGAAAAUUGAAGAACGGCAUGACAGCUACUGAUUUAGUUUUGACAGUGACCCAAAUGCUUCGGAAGCAUGGUGUUGUUGGGAAAUUUGUGGAGUUCUAUGGGGAAGGCAUGAGCGAACUAUCAUUGGCCGAUCGUGCCACUAUUGCAAACAUGUCUCCUGAAUAUGGAGCAACCAUGGGUUUCUUCCCUGUGGAUCAUGUCACUCUGCAGUACUUGAAACUGACUGGCAGAAGUGAUGACACCGUGUCUAUGAUAGAGUCUUAUCUACGGGCGAAUAAGAUGUUCGUGGACUAUAGUGAGCCGCAGACAGAAAAGGUGUACUCGUCUUAUCUACAAUUAAAUCUCGAGGAUGUCGAACCAUGUGUAUCUGGGCCCAAGAGGCCACAUGAUCGAGUCCCCUUAAAAGAAAUGAAAGAGGACUGGCAUUCUUGCUUGGACAGCAAAGUUGGAUUCAAGGGAUUUGCAGUGCCAAAGGAAUCUCAAAGUAAAGUUGUGGACUUCUCAUUCCAUGGGAUGCCAGCACAAAUUAAACAUGGCGAUGUUGUUAUAGCAGCAAUCACCAGUUGCACAAAUACCUCAAAUCCUAGUGUGAUGCUUGGAGCUGCUCUGGUUGCAAAGAAGGCCUGCGAACUGGGUCUCGAGGUGAAGCCAUGGAUCAAGACAAGUCUUGCCCCAGGUUCUGGAGUUGUUACCAAAUAUUUGGAGAAGAGUGGCUUGCAGAAGUAUCUGAAUCAUCUGGGCUUUCAUAUUGUCGGGUAUGGAUGCACCACAUGCAUUGGGAAUUCAGGAGAUCUUGAUGAAGCAGUUGCCACAGCAGUUUCUGAAAAUGAUAUAGUUGCUGCAGCGGUGUUGUCUGGCAAUAGGAAUUUUGAGGGGCGUGUACAUCCUUUGACCAGAGCAAAUUACCUAGCUUCCCCUCCACUCGUGGUUGCCUAUGCUCUUGCUGGCACGGUUGACAUUGACUUUAACACAGAGCCAAUUGGGACCAAAAAGGAUGGAAAGAAGGUAUUUUUCAGAGAUAUUUGGCCUUCAAAUGAGGAAAUAGCAGAGGUUGUGCAGUCUAGCGUGCUGCCUGACAUGUUUAAGGCCACAUAUGAAGCAAUCACAAAAGGAAAUCCCAUGUGGAACCAGUUAUCAGUGCCUUCUGGUACACUCUAUGAUUGGGACCCGAAGUCGACUUACAUACACGAGCCUCCAUAUUUUAAGAACAUGACCAUGUCCCCGCCUGGCCCGCAUGGAGUGCAGGAUGCAUACUGCUUGCUCAACUUUGGAGAUAGUAUUACAACCGAUCACAUCUCACCUGCUGGGAGCAUCCACAAAGACAGUCCUGCAGCGAAAUACCUCAUGGAACGUGGUGUUGACAGGAAGGACUUUAACUCUUAUGGGAGCCGCCGUGGUAAUGAUGAGGUGAUGGCAAGGGGCACUUUUGCCAAUAUUCGCCUUGUGAACAAGCUAUUGGAGGGAGAAGUUGGACCUAAGACAAUUCACAUCCCUACUGGGGAGAAACUAUCCGUAUUUGAAGCUGCCAUGAGGUACAGGAGUGAGGGGCAUGAUACCAUUGUCUUGGCUGGGGCUGAGUAUGGAAGUGGAAGCUCUCGUGAUUGGGCUGCCAAGGGACCGAUGCUUUUGGGAGUGAAAGCAGUGAUUGCCAAGAGCUUUGAGAGGAUUCACCGCAGUAAUCUGGUGGGCAUGGGUAUCAUCCCUCUCUGCUUCAAGCCUGGGGAAGAUGCAGAGACUCUUGGCUUGACUGGCCACGAACGUUACAGCAUUGAUCUCCCGAGCAGUGUGAGUGAGAUAAAACCAGGUCAGGACGUCACUGUUGUGACCGACAGUGGCAAGUCAUUUACGUGUACGGCCCGCUUUGACACAGAGGUGGAGCUUAUAUAUUUCGAUCACGGUGGAAUCCUGCAGUAUGUCAUUAGGAAUUUGAUCAAUGCCAAGCAUUAGAUCAAAAUGGAUUUUGGUAACGGAAAGGUGUAAUGUGAUAUUUAUCUUAUGUUUUCAUUUUACUGUUCCAGAUAUUUGGGUUACUGGCAGUGUCCUUGGGAUGAAUAGUCUGUAUUUUCGGAUCUUGGUCUUGGGCUAUUUUUGGAGCUUGCAUGCGAAAAAAAAUAGUAGUAGUACAAGGGUGAGGGUUGCGGAAAA